This is a messenger RNA of Candidozyma haemuli, 735 nucleotides long. It is a transcript of the gene SNO1, whose product is annotated as putative pyridoxal 5'-phosphate synthase. Gene Ontology annotation, molecular function: glutaminase activity. Gene Ontology annotation, cellular component: glutaminase complex; cytosol. Gene Ontology annotation, biological process: pyridoxal 5'-phosphate biosynthetic process; pyridoxine metabolic process. Bases 1 to 735 code for a protein of 244 amino acids. Lineage: Eukaryota; Fungi; Ascomycota; Pichiomycetes; Serinales; Metschnikowiaceae. The record is from RefSeq and is a predicted model, not a curated record. The transcript has a single exon.
AUGACUGUUUCUUUCACUGUGGGCGUUUUGGCCCUUCAGGGGGCCUUUGCUGAGCAUUUGGCCCACUUGGCUCGUGCUGCUGCUGAAUCUACAACCCUCCAGAAACACAACUUCACGUUUGUUCCGGUUAGAACCGUCGAGGAGCUUUCCAAGUGUGACUCUUUGGUGAUCCCAGGUGGAGAGUCUACUGCCAUGUCUUUGAUCGCUGAACGUACGCAGAUGCUCGAGCCACUUCGGCAGUUUGCUGCUUCUAAGCCUGUUUGGGGUACUUGUGCUGGACUCAUCUUCAUGGCUUCUUCCAUCACCAAUGCUAAACCACACCAGCAUGCUUUGGGUGGCCUUGCAGUCCAGGUUGCUCGUAACGCUUUUGGCAGACAACUCGACUCGUUUCUGUGUCCUAGCGAUUUCAGUGCUUUCGCUCCUGACCUUAAAUCAUUCAACACAGUCUUCAUUCGUGCUCCUGUGGUUUCAGCUGUGGAGACAUCUAAAGGCCAAUGGAAGGAAGUUGGCCCUGAACUCGACCAUAAGGCCAACUUGGAAGCUGCUGUCGUUGUUGAUGCUAAAUGCACCAACGAUGCUCCAGUUGAGAUCUUGCAUGAAUUGGAGAAUGGUUUAGUCGUGGCCGUUCGUCAAGGCAAGCACUUGGGUACCUCUUUCCACCCUGAACUUGCCAAUGAUGCCCUGUUCCAUGCCUGGUUCUUGGAAGAGUUUGUGGUGAACCACUACGCUCAGUGA